UAAAGGCUUCCAACCAGUCAGAUGAGAGUCAGACGUUCGCAAUUUUUAUAUACUCUAUAAUUUACGCAUUUCGGUUUUCUUCAUAUUUGCAAAUUGAAUUUUCUUAAGAUGAAUUCCUUUCCUGUGAUAGUUUAGUAAUUUGUGGAAUUUGUCAAAAAUGCGUGGCCACUUUCGAUAUUCUGUGUGGGAUCCAUUACUCAUCAUCAGCCAAAUAUUAACCAUUCAAGCUAUCUUCUACGUUUCAUUAGGUGUAUGGAUAUUUGUAACGGAUACUAUUUCUGGAUACAAUCAAUCAUUAGACCAAAUUUUCCUCUACAAAGCAAUAAAUGUUAAAGAUCUACAUGGGCGUUGUCUUGCCGGAUCAUAUCUCUUGAAUUCACUUUGUUGUUCUUUAGCUUUAUGGUACUUUGUGCAGCGUACAAAGUUAUGUUUGGACUUUACCGUAACAGCUCAUUUAAUUCAUCUUGUCUUGUGUUGGUGGUACAGCUCAUCUUUUCCGUCUACUUUUUCAUGGUGGUUAUUGAACAUUAUUUGUGUCACUAUAAUGUGUGUCUGUGGAGAAUUUUUAUGCAUGAGGACAGAGAUGAAAGCAAUACCACUGAGCAUGGGAGUGAAAACAGAUCUGUAAUAUAGUCUAACUAUAAGAUGUCUGAUCUUCCUGGUAUUUUCAAAGAGAUUAAUAUUUAUAUACUUUUAUAGUUAGGAAAGCUUCAAGGUUUAUUAAAAAAAAAUUCUAUUUAUUUCUAUAAUAACUACUUAAAAUGAAUUUUUAGUGAAAUAUUGCUUGUUAUUAGUUCAUAUUAUUAGUUCACUUCACAGGAAAAUAUGUCGCAUAAUUAAUUGCAAUAUUAUAAAAUAUAUUUUUAAUUGCAUAUUUAGCAUUCCAAAUCUUAUAUGUAUUCUUAGAUUCCAUUUUUCCUUCAUUGCUUUAUAAUUUUCAACGUGAAAUUUGUUCCCUACUUAAGAGAAAUGUUUAAAAAAAAUAAAACUGGCAUGCUUCUGCGCAUGAUGGUCAUAAAGUAAUUGUAUGAAAAACAAAAUGAAAGGAAAUUUAUAUAUAUAUGUAUAAUUUAUAUAUAAUGUAAACUUAAGCACAGUAUAUGAGUUCUAAAAUAAUUUUUAUUUAUUUAUAGCUUUUCUAAUGAUGAAAUUAUAUCUCGCUAGAAUGGAGAAAAACACUAGAAACAAGCAGAUUUGUUUUUUACAAAUCACAUUAAUAUCAUGCAAUUAAAGUCUCUAUAAACAAUACUUUUAACGUAUAUCUUUAAUAGCCAAUAAUAGCUUGUGAUAUUAUGUAAUAGCCAAUAUGAUUAACAAAUAAUGUGUGAUAUAAUUAAUAAAUUAUAACACAUAACAUUCGCAAAAGAAAUAUAUAUUCCUUAACAUAUUUAAUUAUUAGUUGCUGUGUUUUUCUUUCACAAAUAUAAAGUAGUUUAUGCAAAAAUUCAAAAUUCGGCCUGCAAUUUUGGAACAAUUAGAAAUUAAUAGAACUGAAAUAAAGACUUUAUUGCAUUUACAGAAUUUUGAAAUUUCUUCCACUUUCAUAUUUGCAUAUUUCUUGAUUGUGUUAAAUUCAGUGCCAGUUUAGGCACCAUUCUUGUUAUCUAAGCAUGGUUCAUAAUUGUUAGGUCCAUUCUCAUAAUUUUAUCUUCCAUGUUGCUGUAAAAUGGGACAUAAAAAUAACUAUGCAAAAUUAAUUAGCUGUAUAACAAAGUAUAUGCUCAUUUAUUAAAUCAAAAAUGUAUGAAUCAGCAAUUUUAUAUAUAUCAAAUGUGAAAGAUGUAACUAAAUAUAUUUAACCUUUUAAGACAAUAUAUAUAUAUAUAUAUAUAUAUAUAUAUAUAUCCUAAAAUUUUAGCAGAUUUGCUCACUAGUAAAAAUACAAGGGGUGUUCAAAUUAAAAAGUACAAAACGACACUGUGGGUAUAAAUAAAGACUUUAUUGAAAGUAUACAUCAUAGGCCUGAACACAACGAUCUGAAAGAUUUCUUGUUCCCAACAUUCAUGUGGCCGUGACGAGAACCAGUCCUUCACUGCGUCCUUGAGUUAGGCAUCCGAGUUGAAGCGUUUCCCUUUCAGAUGUUUUUUCAGGGGACUAAACACAUGAAAAUCGCAGGGUGACAUGUCCUGGCUGUAGGGCGUAUGGUCGAGCUGCUCUCUCUCUCUUGAACUUGGUCAGUUUCGCGUGUGUGAUCCUGGAGACGUGUGGAUGUGCAUUAUCAUGGAGCAGAACCACACCCUCUGUGAGUAGCUCAGGGCUUUUGUUCUUGAUGGCCCUUCAUAGUCUUCGGAGUGUCUUACAAUACACAUCGGUGUUAAUGGUUCUUCUGUGCUUGAGGAAUUCAACAAGUAGCGGACCUUGGACGGCGAACUCAAGGACGUUAUGAAGGAUUGGGUCUCGUCACGACAACAGGAAUUCUGGGAACAAGGAAUCCUUCGGCUCUUUAAUUAAUGGGAUCGUUGUGCUCAGGCCUAUGGUGUAUACUUUGAAUAAAGCCUCCAUUUAUACCCACAGUGUCGUUUCGUACCUUUUCAUUUGAACACCCCUUGUCUGUAACAUUAUUGAAAGUUUACUAUUAUUUUCAAAAGAAAUCUUAAGGUUUGACAUAUCAGUUAAGGGUAACCAAAGCAGAAUUAUUUGGGUCAGAAAAGUUAUAUAUUUACAUAAAAGAAUUUAGAGCUUAUUAAAAUUUGUAGAAUAGGUUUAGUAAUAAGCAACAAAUAUAUAGAUGAUGAUUAGACAAAAUUUUCAUCAAAUCCUUUGUUAAUAUAUUGGUGAGUUGAAUUAUUAUCUCCUGCUUAUUGUAAUUGUAUCUAAAAAAUACAUGUUACAAGUUUGUAUUUUGUAGCAUUUUUUUUUAUUAUUUUUUUAGACAAUUAUAUUUUCAAAAAAAUAUUUGCAAAUCAUCUUUUAAAUUUUUAAUUUUAAAAAGAAAAUAUUUUUAUGAUGUUAAUUAAGGAUUUAAUUUUUGAUGAUGUAAUUUGCAUUUAUCUAAAAAAGUUAAAGUUUCUUUAUCAGUCCACACUGAUAAAGAAACUCAUCUUUGUUGAUCUUAUUCAUCAAAAUUUACAUACAAAUUAUUCAAAUCAAAGCUAAUAUUGCUAUUACCUACUAAUUAUAUACUGUUCUAGAGCAAGGGUUCCCAAUUAUUUCUUGGCCACUGCCCUGUCAGCAAGAAAAAAAAAUUUAAUGUCCCCUCUUCCAAAAUAGUUAAUCAUACAACUUAUUAAAAUAUUGCUGCAUAUUACAGUUUCAAAUUGCCACAUUCAGAUGAUGUACAUUCUUUUCCUUUUCUUAGACAAUAUAUAAACUAUUGAAUUGAAACUGCAGCUAUACACAUUGAAUGAAAAGUUAUUAAAUCACUACUGAUUCCAUAGAAGACAAAAUUGAGGAUAACAUGUCCAAUAGGAAUCUAUAAAAGUCGUAUUUCAUAUAUUUACUUUUUAUGACAAGUUAACACCAGUACAUAUGACAUUUAAUGUAGAUUUUUAUGUAAUACACCUUUUAAGAUGUAGUCUGGAAUUUUUGUAUAUUUGUUUAUUAAACAUGAAGAAUUAUAAUUGCUGGUACAAGUAUCGAUAUAAAUCUAAAAGUAGUCUAGAACCUUCAUAAAUUUUAGUUAAAAUUAAAAUAUUAUGAAUGAUGGCUUUAUUUCCUUCUCUUUUAGUUGUAAUUUAUAAUUAAAACAUUUUAAUAUCCUCA
This is a messenger RNA of Argiope bruennichi, 3702 nucleotides long. It is a transcript of the gene Sys1, whose product is annotated as protein SYS1 homolog. Gene Ontology annotation, cellular component: trans-Golgi network; Golgi membrane. The transcript has 3 exons. NCBI's taxonomy places the organism in Eukaryota, Metazoa, Arthropoda, Arachnida, Araneae, Araneidae. The record is from RefSeq and is a predicted model, not a curated record. Bases 158 to 628 code for a protein of 156 amino acids. Gene Ontology annotation, biological process: Golgi to plasma membrane protein transport; Golgi to endosome transport; protein localization to Golgi apparatus.